CUGGAUUCUUGCUGUGUUUGCAACAACAAGACGUGUCGGAGGAAUAUGUGGUGUUAUGCUUUAUUUAUUCAACAUCAAUACACACGCCGAGUGUUCUACAGUAACUGUUCUUCUGGUUUGUCGGUUGGUGCCAGGCCCUGCGGGGGUGAAGAGGAGGAGUCAUGGGGGCAGGAAGACAGGUCAAACUCCUGUUGUGGAAGAACUGGACCGUACGCAGGAGGCAGAGGUUACGUUUGUUCAUGGAGCUCAUGUGGCCUGUGGUGCUCUUCAUGGGACUAGUGUGGCUGAGAAGAGUGAAUCCGCUUUACCGUCAGCAUGAAUGUCACUUCCCCAACAAGGCCAUGCCCUCUGCAGGGAUCCUGCCGUGGAUCCAGGGAAUCUUCUGCAAUGCCAAUAAUCCUUGUUUUCAGUACCCCACACGCAGCGAAUCUCCAGGCGUGGUGUCCAACUACAACAACUCAAUAUUGGCUCAGUUCUACUCUGAUGCUCAAGAGCUUCUGUUUAGUGACCCAAACUUUCUGCAGCUUGGUCGACACUGGAAUGAACUGAACGCCAUGAGUGACUUCAUGAACUCCCUGCGCACACACCCUGAACAUUUCUCAGGUCGAGGGAUAAAGGUGGAGUCGAUCCUGAAGGACGAUGAGCUGCUGACAGCUUUCCUGCUCAGAGACAUUCCUCUGACAGCACCUGUGGUCAACCAGCUGGUCAAUGCACAAAUAAGACCUGAGCAGUUUGCCUUUGGCGUCCCAGACCUGCAUCUGAAGGAAGUCGCCUGCAGCCUGACCCUGCUGGAGCGAUUCCUCAUCUUCCCGAGCCGCAGAGGACUCUACGCCGUCCGCAACGCCAUGUGCAUCCUCCCUGCACAGCGGCUGCAGAUCAUCGAGGACAAGUUCUACGCCAAUGUCGAUUUCUUCAAGCUCAUCCGGCUGCUUCCUCUUGAGCUGGACAAACACUCUGAAGGCAUCGACAUCCGCUCGUGGGUCCAGGUCGUGUCCGGGGCCUCAGACAAACUGAGAGAGUUGUACCAGAGGAACAGCUCCAAGGAGCUCCUGCAGGCGGUGACUCCUCUCCUGCAGAACAAUCUGUCCUUCAGGCGGGUGAUGGGCGCCGCCUCCAGCCUCGUCUGUGGUUACUCUGAGGGCGCUUUCUCCAGAGUCGCGUCCUUUAACUGGUACGAGGACAAUAACUACAAAGCCUUCCUGGGAAUCAGCAGCGCGAGGACACAGGACCACUACGAGUACGACAACAGCACCACUCCUUUCUGCAACGAUCUGAUGAGAGAGCUUGAGUCGAACCCUGCAACAAGGAUCGUGUGGAACUCUGUGAAGCCCAUGCUGAUGGGACAGAUCCUCUAUGCCCCUGACUCACCGGCCGUCAGGCAGAUCAUACGAAAUGCAAACACAACAUUUGAAGAGCUGGAGCGGCUGAGGACGAUGGGGAAGGCCUGGGAGGAAGUGGCUCCUCAGAUUUGGUCUUUUUUCCAAGAUGGAGUCCAAGUCAAGAUGAUCCGGGACACCAUCCGCAAUCCCUCAGUGAUGGACUUCAUCGACCGGACUCUGAAAGAAGCUCCCUUCUCCUCCAAACACAUCCUCAACUUCCUGCACAACGGCCCACCAGAGGAGCGUCCUCUCGACGUUCCUGAUUUUGACUGGAGAGACAUUUUCAACCUCACAGGCCGAGUCGUCCGGAUGCUCAACCAGUACGGAGAUUGUGUGAACCUGGAUAAGUUUGUGGCUCUGCCCGACGAGGACACCGUCACUUUUCGGGCCUUGGACCUGCUGAAGGACUCAAAGUUCUGGGCCGGCCUGGUUUUUGUUAAUAUGUACCCCUGGACCAUGAAAGUCCCGCCUCAUGUUAGGUUCAAGAUCCGGAUGGACAUCGAUGCUGUGGAGCGGACCAAUAAGGUCAAAGACAGGUACUGGGACCCCGGCCCCCGAGCCGACCCCAUGGACGACCUGCGGUAUGUCUGGGGAGGUUUUGCGUACCUUCAGGACAUCAUUGAGCAUGGCAUCAUCAAGACCCAGACCGGGAGGGAGUGGCCUCUGGGGGUUUACCUGCAGCAGAUGCCCUACCCCUGCUAUGUGGAUGAUCUCUUCAUGCUGACGCUGAACCGCUGUUUCCCCGUCUUCAUGGUGCUGGCCUGGGUCUACUCCGUGUCCAUGAUAGUGAAAAGUAUCGUCCUGGAGAAGGAGCUCCGCCUGAAGGAGACCAUGAAGGCCAUCGGGGUCACUAACGGUGUCAUCUGGUCCACCUGGUUUAUCGACAGCUUCCUGAUGAUGGGCACCAGCACCGCCCUCCUCACCGCCAUCAUCAUGGGAGGAAGGGUCCUGAACUACAGCAACCCCGUCAUCCUCUUCCUCUUCCUGCUCACCUUCACUACAGCUACCAUCAUGCAAUGCUUCCUCCUCAGCGUCUUCUUCAACCAGGCCAACCUGGCGGCGGCCUGCUGCGGCAUCGUUUACUUCGCCCUCUACCUGCCGCACAUCUUCUGCUUCGCCUGGCAGGAGCACAUCACCAAGGACAUGAAGAUCCUGGUGAGUCUUCUGUCUCAGGUGGCUUUUGGCUUCGGGACGGAGUACCUGUCCAGGUACGAGGAGCAGGGUCUGGGUCUGCAGUGGGACAACAUCGAGACGAGUCCUCUGGAGGGGGACGAGUUCUCCUUCCUCACCUCCAUCUGCAUGAUGGGCCUGGACACGAUGCUGUACGCCGUGCUCGCCUGGUACCUGGACAACGUCUUCCCUGGUCAGUAUGGAAUCAGCCGGCCGUUUUAUUUCCCGUUCCUCCCCUGUUAUUGGCUCAACAGUGUGGCUCCCGCUUCAGAUAAAAACGGCUUUUCUAACCUGAAGAACAAGGAGCAGCAGAAAAAAGAGAAGGAGGAGGACCAAAUUCAAGACCAGGAGAAAGUCCAGGAGAAGAAACGAGAAGGGACGAAAGACCAGGAGGAAAACCAUGAGCAGGAGAGAAAUCACCAAGAGAGGCCAAGGACGGCAGAAAAAGAGCAGGAGAGACCUCAGACUCUGGACAAGGAGCAGGAGAGACCUCAGACUCUGGACAAGGAGCAGGAGAGACCUCAGACUCUGGACAAAGAUCAGGAUCAGGAGAGACCUCAGACUGUGGAUAAGGAUCAGGAUCAGGAGAGACCUCAGACUGUGGACAAGGAGCAGGAGAGACCUCAGACUGUGGAUAAGGAUCAGGAUCAGGAGAGACCUCAGACUGUGGACAAGGAGCAGGAGAGACCUCAGACUCUGGACAAGGAUCAGGAGAGACCUCAGAUUCUGGACAAGGAUCAGGAGAGACCUCAGAUUCUUGACAAGGAUCAGGAGAGACCUCAGAUUCUGGACAAGGAUCAGGAGAGACCUCAGACUGUGGACAAGGAUCAGGAGAGACCUCAGACUGUGGACAAGGAUCAGGAGAGACCUCAGACUGUGGACAAGGAGCAGGAGAGACGGCGGAUUCUGGAGAAGAAGGCAUCAUGUGAACACCAGGCUCAGCGUGAGAGGAUGGAGAGACAGAUACAGGGCGAGGAGGAGGAGGAGGAGGAGGAGGAGAAAGACGGGUUCCUCAUAUCUUUGCUGUUUUCAGGUCAUCAGUUCUUCGAAGCAGAGCCAGCCGAUCUGGUGAAAGGUGUUUGUAUCCAGGAUCUGGUCAAAGUGUUCAGCGGCAGCUCCACACCGGCGGUGGAUGGACUCACCAUCAGCUUCUAUGAGAGUCAGAUUACUGCUUUCCUGGGCCACAACGGAGCCGGGAAAACCACCACCAUGUCCAUCCUGACAGGUAUGUUCCCUCCCACCUCUGGAACAGCCAACAUCUACGGAAAUGACAUCCGCACAGACAUGGACGCCGUGCGUCAGUCUCUGGGGAUGUGUCCCCAACACAACAUCCUUUUUCACCAUAUGACUGUGGCGGAGCACAUCCUCUUCUACUCGCUGCUGAAAGGCCGUGCGCUGGCGGAGGCCCAGGAGGAGGUGGAGAACAUGCUGCAGGAUCUGGGUCUGCCUCACAAGAGAGACGAGCUGACGCAGAACCUCUCAGGGGGCAUGCAGAGGAAGUUGUCCGUAGCCUUGGCGUUUGUAGGAGGAGCUAAGGUGGUGAUUCUGGAUGAGCCCACCUCAGGUGUGGACCCCUACUCCAGACGCUCCAUCUGGGACCUGCUGCUGAAAUACCGUGCAGGACGUACAGUGAUCAUGUCGACCCACCACAUGGACGAGGCCAACCUGCUGAGCGACCGCGUGGCCAUCAUCUCUCAGGGUCGUCUUCACUGCUGCGGCUCGCCCAUCUUCCUCAAAAAACGCUUCGGAGCCGGAUUCUACCUGACUCUGGUGCGACGGGUGAAACCUGAAGCUCGGAAGGUGAGCUGUGACUGUACGAAGGACUGCUCCUGUAAGUGUUCCAAGUGUUCAAAGUUUAAAGCAGACCAGGAGAAGAAGCUGGACCGGCAGCUGGAGGGUAACAUCGAGACCAUAACAACCCUGAUCAAUCAUCACGUGCCGCAGGCUCGUCUCAUCGAGGCCAUCGGUCAGGAGCUGACCUACCUGCUGCCUAACAGGAACUUCCAGCCCCGAGCGUACGCCAGUCUGUUCAGGGAGCUGGAGGAGACGCUGGUGGACAUUGGCCUCAGCAGCUUCGGCGUGUCCGACACGUCGCUGGAGGAGAUCUUCUUAAAGGUCACUGCUGAUGGGAACGCAACCAACAGGAAAUGUAUACAAGAGAAGAAAUCAUUGCAGCACAUCUUUGGCACGUUGCUCUGUGGAUUCAACAGAGUGGCUAUUAAUCUGGAACCUGAGAAAGAUGGGGUUUUGCAAGCCAAUGGUCAGGGUCUAUGUGAUGUCCCAGGAGGUUCUGAUGGCAGGGGAUCGUACCAGGUCAGAGGUCUUCAGCUGACAAUCAAACAGUUCCUCGCUCUGCUGAUAAAGAGGCUGCAACACGCCACACGCUCCUUUAAGGACUUCCUCGCCCAGAUCGUGCUGCCGGCCAGUUUUGUCUUCUUGGCACUCACCUUCACUCUGAUUGUUCCACCGUUCGGGGAGUAUCCGAGUCUGACUCUCAGUCCGUGGAUGUACGGGAGACAGUACACCUUCUUCAGUAAUGAGCGUCCGUUGGAUGCUCAGAUGAGAUAUUUUGGGGAAGUGUUGUUGGACAAACCCGGUUUUGGGACUCGCUGCAUGGCCGAAGAACCUCUGGAAGAUUUCCCGUGUAACAACAUUACCACAGAGUGGGAGAUGGGCCUGGUUAACCCGGUCCUGAUCAACAUGCUGGCCGGUCCCGAGUGGGACGCCCUCAGACCGUCUCCAGACUGUCAAUGCAGCACACCCAGGAAACUCACGAUGUUGCCUGUGUGUCCUGAGGGGGCGGGAGGUCUGCCACCUCCGCAGAGGAUCCAGUCUACAGGAGAUGUUCUCAUGGACCUCACAGGCAGGAACAUCUCGGAUUACCUUGUGAAGACUUACCCCAGCCUCAUCAGAACCAGCUUGAAGAGCAAAUAUUGGGUGAACGAACAAAGGUAUGGAGGUAUAUCAGUGGGAGGACAGCUUCCCGUUUUAGAUCUGCAGCCGAAGACCAUCCAGGAUGUGGCAGCACAGCUGGGACGACUGCUCAACGUUACCGGGGGCAAAUACUCCAAACAAACUCUAAAGGACAUCGGGAUGUUUCUGAAAUAUAUGGAGACCCAGAACAAUGUCAAGGUGUGGUACAACAAUAAAGGCUGGCAUGCCAUGGUUAGCUUCAUGAAUGUGGCGAACAACGCCAUCCUGCGUGCUAACCUGCCCAAAGAUGCUAACCUGGACAAAUACGGAAUCACUGCCAUCAACCAUCCUCUGAACCUGACCAAAGAGCAGCUCUCUGAGAUCACCGUCCUCACCACCUCAGUGGACGCCGUGGUGGCCAUCUGCGUCAUCUUCGCCAUGUCCUUCGUUCCAGCCAGCUUCGUCCUCUAUUUAAUCCAGGAAAGGGUGACCCAGGCCAAACACCUCCAGUUUGUCAGUGGCGUCAGUCCGUUGGUGUACUGGAUGGCCAACUUUCUCUGGGACAUGCUGAAUUACUCCAUGAGUGCAGUGAUGGUUGUUGAAAUCUUCAUCUUUUUUAAUAAAAAGUGCUACACCUCACGCAACAACCUGCAAGCACUUAUCGCCCUGCUUAUGCUGUAUGGCUGGUCUGUGACCCCCAUGAUGUACCCCAUGUCCUUCGUGUUCAGUGUUCCCAGCACAGCCUACGUCUCUCUGUCCUGUAUCAACCUCUUCAUCGGCAUCAACAGCAGCGCCAUCACCUUCAUCCUCGACCUGUUCAAGGGCACCACAGCUCUGUACAAGCUCAACCAGCUGUUAAAGACCGUGCUGCUCGUCUUCCCUCAUUACUGCCUGGGAAGAGGGCUCAUAGACAUGGCCAUGAACCAGGCUAUGACGGAUGUCUUUGCUCGCUUCGGUGAGGACUACAGUCCGGACCCAUUUGACUGGGACUUUAUUGGGAAAAACCUUUUCUGCAUGGCUGUGGAGGGAUUCGUCUACUUCAUCCUGAAUCUUCUCCUCCAGUAUCGCUUCUUCCUCGAUCACUGGAUCUCCGAGGGCCCAAAGCCUUUCAUUCUAAACGAAGAUUUAGACGUGGCUCUGGAAAGACAGCGGAUCUACGAGAGUGAAAAAACCAAUGAUAUUUUACACAUCAAGGACCUAACCAAAACGUACCCAGGAAUGAUGAUCCCUGCAGUGGACCGGAUAUGUGUGGGAGUCUCAGCUGGGGAGUGUUUUGGUCUGCUGGGGGUGAAUGGAGCAGGAAAGACCACAACAUUUAAGAUGCUGACCGGAGACAUAGACGUCACAUCAGGAGAGGCGUCAGUGGCCGGGCACAGCAUUUUGACGAGCAUCCUGGACGUCCACCAGAACAUGGGCUACUGUCCUCAGUUCGACGCCAUCGAUGAGCUGCUGACAGGAAGAGAACAUCUACACCUCUACGCCCGACUCCGAGGAGUCCCAGAGUACGAGAUCAGCAGGGUUGCAGAGUGGGCGAUCCAGAAGCUGGGUCUGUCUGAAUACGCAGAUCAAAGCGCCGGGACGUACAGUGGAGGAAACAAGAGGAAAUUGUCCACCGCCAUCGCCAUGAUCGGCUGCCCUGCUCUGGUGCUGCUGGAUGAGCCCACCACAGGUAUGGACCCCCUCUCCAGACGCUUCCUGUGGAACUCCAUCAUGAGCGUCAUUCAGGACAGACGAGCGGUGGUCCUCACCUCACACAGCAUGGAGGAAUGUGAGGCGCUGUGUACUCGCUUAGCCAUCAUGGUUAACGGAUCCUUCAAGUGUUUGGGAACGAUUCAGCACCUCAAAUACAAAUUUGGUGACGGCUACGUGGUGACCAUGAAGAUCAGGUCAGCCAAGCCCGGUUCCCCCCCUGACCUGAACCCUGCCGAGGCGUUCAUGGAGAGCACGUUCCCCGGCUGCAUCCAGAGAGAGAAACACUACAACACGCUGCAGUACAAGAUCUGCUCCUCCUCGCUGGCUAAGAUCUUUCAGAUGGUUCUGGCUAACAAAGAGCAGCUGAGGAUAGAGGACUACUCCGUGUCCCAGACCACUCUGGACCAGGUUUUUGUGAAUUUUGCCAAACAGCAGUCACGAGAAGACGACACCAUCGUGCUGCAUCCCAAAGCUGCAGGAGCUCAGCGAUUUGUUGAACACACACAAAACAAGUCUGCAGAGAACUGAAGUCACAGCAGAGAGCUUGACAGGAAGAGUUCAUGCGGUUUAAAGAAAGCAGCCUGAGGAUGUGUGCAUGCGUCUCAGGACUGAAUGUUAGUCGAGACGGUCUGCAGAAGAUCUUUGUAUCAGGAUAUGUCGCCGGGUGCAGAGAAGCAGCUGGUGAAGAUGUGGGACACACAGGAUGAUGUGUUUGUGUUCUCCUCUACAGACGUCUUCUUCAUUCCCCAGGUUGCUUUGCCUUUGAAUGCCGCCACUUAAAUGACAGACAGCAUGUCAAAGCUGCAAAUGUUCCCCUCCGCUCUGCUUCUUCAGUACAAAGUGUCAGGAGCUUUUAAUUUGAAAAGUGUGAAGCUUUGAUGUGCCUGCUUUGUGUUGUAUGUGUCGCUCACCUUGUAGGCCUUAAAGAUGAAACUGAGCUUUGAUUGAUAUCAGAAAGGUUCUCUAUGAGUCAUAACCCGGGCUGGAUGGUAAAGAAACAAUAGCUCCUGUGUAUGUUUGCUUCCCAUGCCGAGCAGCGUACUUUUGAUUGCCUUCUUUAGAUACUUGAAGAGAAACGUAGUCUUAGCACUUUAUUGAUGCAGCUUUCAUUUAAGCAUCACAGUUUUACAAAGAUCUGCAAAAUAAAUCUGCCAGUGCAAUACAGCUCAUCAAUGUUACAAAAUCCUGUUGCUGCUGCUGUCUCAGAUAUUUUCAUGCCAACGUUUUGUUCGGCCUUUUUAUCAUUUUCAUGUGACUUAACAUUUCACCACCAGCUGGUGUCUAAAAGAGCGGGACACACGCGUGAUGAUUCAGAGAUGAGCGUCAUGUCUAAUAAAGUCACUCUUUGUCCUAAA
Messenger RNA from Labrus mixtus (cuckoo wrasse), 8509 nucleotides. RefSeq names its product ATP-binding cassette, sub-family A (ABC1), member 4a (gene abca4a). Gene Ontology annotation, biological process: lipid transport; transmembrane transport. Gene Ontology annotation, molecular function: ATP binding; lipid carrier activity; ATP hydrolysis activity. The transcript has 51 exons. Gene Ontology annotation, cellular component: membrane; intracellular membrane-bounded organelle. Bases 162 to 7682 code for a protein of 2506 amino acids. Lineage: Eukaryota; Metazoa; Chordata; Actinopteri; Labriformes; Labridae. The record is from RefSeq and is a predicted model, not a curated record.